Molecule: messenger RNA, 2726 nt
Organism: Lycium ferocissimum
Lineage: Eukaryota; Viridiplantae; Streptophyta; Magnoliopsida; Solanales; Solanaceae
Product: ABC transporter I family member 1-like
Exons: 2
Coding region: 1304-1993 (229 amino acids)
Biological process (GO): cytochrome complex assembly
Molecular function (GO): ATP binding; transmembrane transporter activity; ATP hydrolysis activity
Source: RefSeq, a predicted model, not a curated record
GCUGGCAUGUUAACUUGAUGUUUGUGGAAAUAUGCUUUAGUUACUGAUAGAAUUACUAUUUUGAAGGAGCAUUUGGACAAUGUUUGCUUCAGUGUUAAUUAUGGAACACCAAAACAAGGCUCUCUAAACUACUAAUUGAUUCAUGUCUUUUUUGAAGUACAAUCUGUCAGUCUAAGAAAUCCUUUUUUUGGAAACUGAAAAAAAAUAAAAAAAUAAAUAAUCUUUGACUUUAGAUGCCAAAAAAAAAAGAAGCAAAAUCUUAGCUUCAAGUGAAGAAGAAAUCACUAAAUCUGUUAAAAGAGCCUCUAUAUUCUCCUAAAGUUCUUAGAUUUCUGAUGUUAAUCUUUCACUUUAGAUGCCAAGAAUUUUGUAUCUUAGUCUCAGUUGAAGAGGACAGUGAUUGCUCAGUUUCACCCUUUCUCCUUCUCUAUGUUUCUUUUUCUCUGGGAAUCUUUCAAAUUCUAACACUUCUAAGAAUGAAUUCUUCUGGAAUUAAAUUCACUUAUAAGAAUUGUUGUUCCGUUCAACUUAUAGGUUUUCUUAGGAAGCCAUGUUAGAGUGUAAUCCUUGUUAAGCUUCAAGUUGGUUAAUGUCGUUUUACUUUGUAAGGGAUCUGAAGGACUGAGGACACCUCUUCGCCUGUAAUCUGAUGAGAAAAAUAUGAUUAGAGGCCUUCCAUUCUUUACCUUGUUUUUGGUGAUAUACAUUAGCUACGUGUAAGAAAAUAUAGCAAUUCUUGAUGGUCAUUCUAAUUGAAGUGGAUAACUAGAACAUUUGAACAAUGAGGAUUCCCUUUGCUAGUGAAAUAACUUUUUAUAUAUUCUUGGUUGUUCGGGGGAAGGGGGAGCUGUGAGGAGGAUGUGGAGCAAAGCUUUUUCAGUUUCUCUAAAUGUGCUUCUAUGACAAGAAAUUCCAUAUGAGGGAAAUUAAUCUAUCAUUUGUAAAUCCAGUGACUUGGUAGCAUUCGAGAGUGUUGCAAAUAGCAAAUAAAUGAGAAAGAUCCUGAAUUCUUCCUCUUUCUCAUUUUUCUUUUCUGUAUUGUUUCUUCGCAUCUUGUGCUAAAACACGUCAAUUUAACUGAUUCUGCUGCUUUCUUCACGCCUGAUUCGAAGUUCCUUUCAAUGGGGAUCCUAUUAAUUGGUGGAGUUUAUAGAAAUUGCAGAAUUUUUCUUGCAAUUUCUUCUUAGUUCUCGCAAGAGUCGAAAGAGCAUCAGCGGCCUUUUAUUUCUUUUUACUCUCCGUGGUUGCUCAAUCAAGGAAGUUUUAUAUCCAGUACUGGUCUUGGUCCUUCAUUCACUUGGCAAUGUCUCUGCGUAGACCUCCACUUCCUCGGCUUCUGCUUAACAAUGUGUCUUGCAUGAGAAAUGCUCAACAAAUUUUGCGGCACGUAAAUGUUUCCCUCCAUGAUGGUGGUGCCCUUGUACUAACAGGCACUAAUGGCUCUGGCAAAUCUACAUUCUUGCGCAUGUUAGCUGGUUUCUCGAAACCAUCAGCUGGUGAGAUACUCUGGAAUGGUCACGACAUCACUGAUUCAGGUGUUUUUCAACAGUACAAACUUCAGCUCAACUGGCUUUCUUUGAAGGACGCUAUCAAAGAGAAGUUCACGGUCCUUGACAAUGUUCAAUGGUUUGAAGUUCUUGAAGGCAAGCAAGGUAGGUCUCUGCCAGCUUUGGAGCUUAUGGGGCUUGGAAGAUUAGUACACGAUAAAGCACGGAUGCUCUCUAUGGGUCAAAGGAAAAGGGUACAGCUGGCCAGAUUGUUGGCAAUUGAUCGUCCUAUUUGGUUGCUUGAUGAACCUUCAGUAGCAUUGGAUGACGAAGGUGUGAAAUUGCUAGAGUAUAUUAUCGCUGAGCACAGAAAAAAGGGCGGUAUCGUCAUUGUCGCCACCCAUUUGCCAAUCGAGAUUGAGGAUGCAAUGUUUUUAAGACUGCCACCACGGUUCCCAAGAAGGAUGACAUUGGUAGACAUGCUCGAUCGAGGUGGCCUCGACUGAUCUUUCAAAAGAUAAGAGUCCAAAUCUAAAGAAAACUGUGCAAUAAAUUCAAAAGCGUGUGUAUGUGCCAAGUUUUCUUGUAGUGGCAUCAAAGUUUGCACUAUUCUUUCAUUCUUGAUCGUUGCAAGAAUUUCUCUAGGACUUAUAUAUUUAAAUGUUUAGGAUUAGCUUCAAUAUCUUUGCUUUGUUAGUUCCUCCUCAUUUUACAUUUCAAUUUGCACAUGCCCUCCGGCUUUGGUCUAAUGGUAAGAGCCGCAACACGGGAUGUGUGGAUUAGACGUACAUCACGAGUUUGAACUUGUCCGAGACAAAAGCUUGAUAUUUAAGCGGCAAAGGACAGAGGGGUGAUUCAUUAUCCGUCCAGUUUCUAACCGUGCGCCGGCUGGCACUCGGGCAUUUCUUGGGUUAUCAAAAAGAUGUGUAGAUAGCACCUUGCAUCAGAUUAUCAGAUGUAGUGCUCUCAUAUACAACAUGUCAAAUAGCUUAAUUGUUUGUAUGCUAGUUGAAGCAGAGAAUUAGCAGAAGAUGUUGGGUGUUCUUUAUCUUAUCAACAGAUUCAGUAUUGAUUUGGCUUUUGUAAGUUUCAUCUUUGUUUCGUCAGCAAACUGAGCGACUGACUGGGAUUUGGCAACAACUUUUGGACACACUAUUGUUUGGUUGCUGUAGUAAUAUGUUUGGUUGCCACUUCUCUUUUUCUCAUAAAUAAUAGCGUCACGCGAAAAUUUAUCUAUUA